UAAAAGAAUUUUUCGGAAAAAAAAAAAUAAAAUACGAGAAGUGCAGUUAGGGGAGAUUGGGGGAACGAGGGGUUCGUUGGCUCGGAGCCAGCCAGGAUCGUGUAUCGAAUUUCACGUUUCCCACGAUUAUAAAUCUCCAGCUGAAGAAUCUGUGACAGCCGGUGAACGCGAUGCAAAAGAACGAAAUCGAUCGUCUACCGAGGCAUAGGCACAGAGAAGAGAAAUAAUGAAAUAUCACGAGUUUUCACGAAGUCGACAAACAAACAAGAAUAUUCAUGAAUUAUAUCCCGGACGUCUCUUACAAAUACUGUGAUAAAUACUUGUACCGACAGAAACAGAUAAAUGAACGUAAUCAAAUACUAGACUAGAAAUUUAUUUAUAAGUAACCGGAAAAAAAAAAAAAAAUGGAAUCUGUUACGAGUAGUUGGAGUAAUGAAAGGUUUGACCUUCGUAGAACGAAGAGAGUAAUUAAAAACGAAUUGUCCGAGUUCUCGGAAUUGUUUCGCAGCAAGCAUAUCAAAUUCCACUGAUGUUGAAAUCGUUUGAAACACCGUCGAAGUGAACUUGUUGAAUCAGAAGCAAUGGAAUUAAAAUAGUACAAAGCCAAUUAGAGGUAGAAAUUCCUGAAGGAAUUCCCACGAGACGUCUAAGGAUGAAAGUGAGGAGUUAUCCUGGGAGAGCAGUCCUGGAGGACCCGGAAUUACUUCUGGACCCGGACGCGACUCGGGGAAAGGCCAUGGAACUGCUGUACGAGGCUAGCUGGCGCGAAUGCGGUGUAAACUGGACGAACAACGCUAGAAAGCCCGUGCAUAACGGGAGACAGCCUUACUCAGCGGUGAUAACCCAACUGGAGGGUGUCCUGAACUGUUCCGCGAGGGACGACGAGCUAGAAUCGAGGAAAUCGAGCAGCGUCGAGAGCAGCGACAGCGAGUCGUGCGAGGUGACGAGGAGCGCUAAUGGUAACGACGGUAAUCAAGGUGGAUUCGUGAUCCCGAGGCCGAGGCUGAUCGUUCCGGUUCACACCUACGCGAGGAGACGAAGAACCGGGGCUCCGCCUCCGUCCAGAAGGCGGAUAGCCAGAGAAGAGGGCAAGGUGGAAGUGUCGCGAAAUGGAAAAUACAUGAGCACCCUCGAACAUGGAAAAGUGUUAGGCGAAUUGGCGAUCCUUUAUAAUUGCAAGAGAACAGCGACGAUAACUGCAGCUACUGAUUGUCAAUUAUGGGCCAUCGACCGGCAAUGUUUCCAAACGAUUAUGAUGAGAACUGGCCUCUCGAGGCAGGCCGAAUACACCGACUUCUUGAAGAGCGUUCCCAUCUUCAAGAAUCUGCCAGAGGAAACUCUGAUAAAGAUCUCCGAUGUAUUAGAAGAGACUUUCUACAACAACGGAGAUUACAUAAUCAGACAAGGAGCCAGAGGAGACACGUUCUUCAUAAUAAGCAAAGGACAAGUACGCGUUACGAUAAAGCAGCCAGACACUCCCGAAGAGAAAUAUAUCAGGACGUUGGGCAAGGGUGAUUUCUUCGGCGAAAAAGCGCUUCAAGGGGAUGAUCUACGAACGGCGAAUAUAAUCGCGGACGAUCCGGAAGGAGUCAGCUGCCUGGUAAUCGAUCGGGAAACGUUCAAUCAAUUGAUCUCGUCUUUGGAUGAGAUUCGUACGAGAUACAAGGACGAGCUUGUCGAACGCAGAAGAUUGAACGAAGAAUUCCGAGACCUGAGAUUGCAAGAUCUACGACCACUGGCUACGCUAGGAGUGGGCGGUUUUGGAAGAGUGGAACUGGUCCAAAUAGCCGGCGACGGAAGCCGGUCGUUCGCGUUGAAACAGAUGAAAAAAGCACAGAUCGUGGAAACGCGACAGCAACAGCAUAUCAUGUCCGAGAAGAGGAUAAUGGGCGAGGCCGAUUGCGAUUUCGUCGUGAAACUGUUCAAAACGUUUAAAGACCGGAAGUAUCUAUACAUGUUGAUGGAGGCCUGUCUCGGCGGAGAACUGUGGACUGUUCUGAGGGACAAGGGUCAUUUCGAUGACGGGACGACUAGAUUUUACACCGCCUGCGUCGUCGAGGCCUUCGAUUAUCUUCAUUCGCGAAAUAUUAUCUACAGAGACCUCAAACCGGAGAAUCUGUUGUUGGACGGCCAAGGCUACGUGAAGCUAGUCGACUUCGGUUUUGCGAAACGUUUGGAUCACGGCAGGAAGACUUGGACUUUCUGCGGCACGCCUGAAUACGUGGCGCCGGAAGUUAUUCUGAACAAAGGUCACGAUAUUAGCGCAGACUACUGGUCUCUGGGCGUCCUGAUGUUCGAAUUGUUGACCGGGACACCACCAUUCACCGGAGGAGAUCCUAUGAAGACUUACAAUAUCAUAUUAAAGGGUAUCGACGCCAUCGAAUUCCCGAGGUCAAUAACAAGAAACGCCACUGCGCUCAUUAAAAAACUUUGCAGGGAUAAUCCGGCAGAACGUCUCGGUUACCAGAAGGGCGGCAUUAGUGAAAUACAGAAACACAAGUGGUUCGAUGGUUUCAACUGGGAAGGACUGAGAGCCAGAACGCUCGAGCCUCCGAUAAUGCCAAGGGUUCAAAACGCCGCUGAUACGACGAACUUCGACGAAUAUCCUCCCGAUUCCGAUCCACCCCCGCCUGACGACAUUUCCGGCUGGGACAACGACUUCUAACGUUAGACUGUUUGCAACGUGAUUGUUUUUUAUGGGACAGAGAAGCUCCGCGAUGCUUUUCAAUGAUGAUGAUCAGGGAAUCGCUGAGAAACGUUUCACAAUCUCUGCAUUUAUAGUUAUAAUGAAACCGCGAACGAUUCGCGGAUUACUAUACGAUUCCUAGAUCUUGAAAUUCUGAGCCUAGAUCAUUCGAAGGAUCCAUAGGAACCGAUCUGAUAAUAGAGACGUCAGG
Messenger RNA from Ceratina calcarata, 2897 nucleotides. RefSeq names its product cGMP-dependent protein kinase for (gene for). NCBI's taxonomy places the organism in Eukaryota, Metazoa, Arthropoda, Insecta, Hymenoptera, Apidae. The coding region runs from base 653 to 2665 and encodes 670 amino acids. Gene Ontology annotation, biological process: protein phosphorylation. The record is from RefSeq and is a predicted model, not a curated record. Gene Ontology annotation, molecular function: ATP binding; cGMP-dependent protein kinase activity. The transcript has 9 exons.